UACCAAUUUCUGCCUCUACAAAAUCCAAAUAAUCCCAUCUAAUCUCUCCAUUUAUGGCUUUUUUUAUAGUCGCUGUUUAUUUAUCAUUUUUGCUUGCAACAACCUUUGAAGCUGCUAAAGCUCAGCCUGAUGCAAAUAUGAUAGGAUUGGGUGCUACACUUUAUCCUAGCAGUCAACCUUGGUACUCACCUUCCAAAAGGUUUGCAUUUGGAUUUUUUCCAGAAGGGAGUGGCUUUAGAGUAGGAAUUCGGAUAGUUGGAAGUGCCAAUAAUGUCACCGUGUGGACUGCCCAAAGGGAUGAUCCAGCUGUGUCGUCGAGCUCAAGUCUUGGUUUCAUCGAUGGAAAGCUUCAGUUGAAAUAUGAGCAAGGUCAGCUUCACACAAUUGCUGAUCCUUCAAAACCUGCGAGCUAUGCUUCCAUGCUUGACUCUGGAAAUUUUGUGCUCUAUGAUCAAUAUAAAAGUAUUAUAUGGGAGAGCUUCAUAUUUCCAACUGAUACCAUAUUAGGCGGCCAGGCACUUGACCCUGGAAAAGAGUUGAUCUCUAGUUUGUCUCCAAUCGACCACCCGUCAGGUCGAUUUCAUCUGAAAAUGCAGUAUGAUGGAAAUCUUGUUGCAUAUCCUGCCGACUCCGCAGAUGACUCGGUAGAUUCCUACUGGAACACGGGGACUAUGAAUAACCCCAAGACUAAGCUGAUUCUUACUAAUGUCACCGGCAAAUUAUUACUGGCUGAUGCUACUGGUACCUCAGUGAUACAACCUGUGGCAUCACCACUUUCAAGGGUAAACGGAAGUCUUUACCGUGCAACACUUGGUUAUGAUGGAAAUUUUAGAUUGUUUUCUCAUAGCUUUGAUGCAGAGGGAAAAUCUAAUAUGUCGACAGAGUGGGAAGCAAUUGCUGAUCUCUGUGACGUGAAAGGUUUCUGUGGCUAUAACAGUUAUUGCAGUAGGAUUGAUGGCGAACCCCAGUGCUUCUGUAUGCCAGGUUACAGUUUCACAGACCUCAACGAGACAAGUGGUGGCUGUGAGAGGAACUUCACUGGGAGCAAGUGCAUUUUAGGCAAGGAAGAUGCCUCCCAUAUUAACAUGACUUCUCUGAAUGUAGGGUGUGAUGAUCGGCCUUAUUUUCUAGCGCCCAUGCGCGAGAAGGAAGAUUGCAAUCAUUCCUGCUUGGAGGACUGUGAUUGUGAUGCAGCUAUAUAUUCUGAACCCACUUGCUCUAAAUACAAGCUUCCACUCAAGUAUCUCAAGAAUACAACUGGUACCGUACCAUCUAUUGCUUUCUUCAAGCUGUCUAUUGACAUUAGCAGAAGUCUGAACGGUGAUACUCAGAAACAGCCGUGGUCAACUAUCCUUGCUCUAAGUCUGAGCUUCGUAACAUAUUCCUGCAUCAUCCUUGCAGUCUUCACUAUCUUCAUCUUUAAGUUCCGUAUCUUGAAGUACAGAAAACUACUUUUUGAGACCAGAACAACUGGCUUAAUGAAGGGAUUCACUCUUCGAACAUACACUUACAAUGAGCUAAAGAAGGCUACCAAGGGGUUCAACCAGGAAUUAGGUAGAGGCGGAUUUGGAGCAGUUCACAAAGGCACUUUUGACAAAGGCAGAAGCUUUGUGGCGGUGAAAAGAUUAGAGAAGGUGGUCGAAGAGGGUGAAAGAGAGUUCCGAGCUGAAAUGAGGGUAAUUGGCAGAACUCGACACAGGAAUUUGGUCCGCUUGCUUGGAUACUGUAUUGAGGGAUCGAAGAGGCUUUUGGUUUACGAAUAUAUGAGCAAUGGUUCCCUCGCUGAUCUUCUCUUCAAAGGACAAUGGCGUCCGAAUUGGGAUGAUAGAGUUCGGAUUGCACUAGACGUUGCCAGAGGCAUACUCUAUCUCCACGAGGAGUGCGAGUCUGCAAUAAUUCAUUGUGACAUAAAGCCUCAGAACAUCUUACUUGACGAAUCUUGGAGGGCAAAAAUCUCAGAUUUUGGUAUAGCUAAAUUACUAAUGCCGGAACAAACGAGAACAAACACUCAUGCCAGGGGGACAAGAGGGUAUAUCGCACCAGAAUGGUUCAAAAACGUUCCCAUAUCCGUGAAGGUGGACAUUUACAGCUUUGGAAUAGUUCUACUGGAAAUUGUUUGCUGCAGAAAGAACUUGGCAUACAACCUGUCAAGGCCGGAAGAAACCCUGCUGCCUGCCUGGGCUUAUAAGUGCUUUGAGGCCAACGAGCUGGGCAAACUCAUCAGAGGCGAAGAGGUAGACAGGAGGACCUUUGAGAGAAUGGUUACAGUUGCAUUAUGGUGUAUUCAGGAUGAACCGGCUCUUCGAUUUCCAAUGAAGACGGUGAUGAUGAUGCUGGAGGGGAUCAUUGAUGUACCUAUUCCACCAUGUCCAUCGGAUGAAUUCAGCGUCCAUUACUAAAAUUGUUGCUAUCAUUUCUCAUUUGGUGCAUCUUUCCAAUAAUACAUAAAUGCACUAGCACUAGAUCAGAUGCUGCAGCAACUUCUUCCUGAUAUAAAGAUCUUUCUGUUUGAAAAGAAGAAUGUUGAUCAAUAG
This is a messenger RNA of Coffea eugenioides, 2534 nucleotides long. RefSeq names its product G-type lectin S-receptor-like serine/threonine-protein kinase LECRK1. The record is from RefSeq and is a predicted model, not a curated record. NCBI's taxonomy places the organism in Eukaryota, Viridiplantae, Streptophyta, Magnoliopsida, Gentianales, Rubiaceae. The coding region runs from base 54 to 2399 and encodes 781 amino acids. The transcript has a single exon. Gene Ontology annotation, biological process: protein phosphorylation; recognition of pollen. Gene Ontology annotation, molecular function: ATP binding; protein serine/threonine kinase activity.